GCACUGCGUGGGGGCCACGCUGGGAGAAAGGGGUUGUGGGGAUGGGGGAUCGACGGCGCCCAGCAUCGCAGCUCAGCCCCCCCCCGUCCCAGGGCUGGGGGCUCUCCGCCAUCUCGUGCCACCAAUGGCUAAAAAUAGCAGCUGGCUUCCUGGGGACUAACCGCCGGGGUGAGCGUGCUGAGCGGCUGCCGGCCGCAGGGUGGAUGUGGCCACCUGCGCCGGGGCAGCAUGGGUCAUGAGAUGCUGCACGAGCUUCCUGCCACCACCAGCCUGCGCCGGGCUCCCCACAGCCCCCCCAGCCGUGGUGAGCCGGCAGCGGCGAGCGGUGCCCGGGCAGGAUCCAUACCCCAGAGAGAGAGAGAGAGACAGAGACAGAGAGAGACAGCUUUGGAAUGACACGAUCACUCCCGCUGAGCAGGCAGCCAGAGAGCCAUCGGGGAUGUCGUGUCUGUCCAAAGCUCUUUCGGCACCGCUGAGAGCCCCCACCUCUGGCCACCACACUGUCUGCAGGGAUCCCUGGUGCUGGGGGGAUGGGGACGGAUUGAUCCUGGAGCCCACCAAGCAGUGGCACAACGUCCAAGCACGCUCCCAGCCCACGCUGGUGUGUGUCCAUCCCCCCGGCCAGGCAGGGGUCCCGGGUGGCUCCUGCCCUGCGGACAGUCAGCAGUUGGUCUGGUGUGAGCAGCGAUUCUCAGAUCACCUCUUGGCUGUGGGUGGUGCAGGGAGCACCCCGCCGGGGCACAUACCCGCACUGCCGGCAGGGUGGGGGACACGCAGCACCCACCCCCCCAGCUGAGGGACAUGUCCCCACUCCUGACCCAGGGCAGUGGGUUCGCACUGGCUGCAGAGCUGCUCAGGGAGCCCUGAAUGGAUUCCUGCGUUCCCGGCAGAGACCACGCAAUGGGCCAUGCUGCCAGGAUCUGCCCUUGUCCCGGCCCCCCCGUGCAUACAAGCCCCGGAGGAACCGGUUUGGUCCCUGCGGGCAGAGCGGCCCCCCCGGCCCUGCGGGGAGGGCAGGAAGGGAAGGGCAGGGAGGGAGGUCCCCCACUCCCCGGGGACACGUGCUCCCCACCACUGCGGGGGGGUUGGCGCUUCCCGGAUACCGCUCCCCACCAAGCUGGCACGGGGCUAGGUGCGUGCCAGGCCAUUGCCACCAUCCGCAGGUUGGAGCCAGCUUUGCCUGCAGCCCUGGAGGGAGCAGCAGCCCCCGCCACCUCCCUGCCGAUGAGACAGGCUGAGAGAGCUGGGGUUUGGAAAAGAGAACGCUCCAGGGAGACCUUAUUGUGGCCUUUCAGUACUCAAAGGGGGCCUACAGGAAAGAUGGGGACAAACUUUUUAGCAGGGCCUGUUGUGAUAGGACAAGGGGCAAUGGUUUAAAACUAAAAGAGGGCAGAUUUAUACUAGAUACACGGAAGACGUUUUUUUACAAUGGGAGUGGUGAAACCCUGGCCCAGGUUGCCCAGAGAGGUGGUGUAUGCCUGGAAACACUCAAGGUCAGAUUGGACGGGGCCCUGAGCAACCUGGUCUGGUUGAAGAUGUCCCUGCUCAUUGCAGGGAGUUGGACAAGAUGGCCUUUAAAGGUCCCUUCCAACUCAAACUAUUCAGUGAUUCUACGCCUGCUCUGUUCAGGGCCCAGCCCCCCCCCGCAAACUUGUGCUUGAGACACGGCUGCUGCAGAGGAGCUCAGCUCUGCAGACGCAAUCAAGACCACGAUGGCACCAUGAAACAGUUCCCAUCUCCUUCCUCCCGGGGCUGAUGAGCAGGAAGGCGCUGGGCGGGAGGGCAGCUCCCUGUGGCCACCCCUCUCACAGGGGGUGUCUGGGGCAGGGGCUGGGAGAAGAGCACGGUGGUGACAACCCGAUGCCCACACGUCCACCAUGCCGAACCCAGCCACCGCCGCACACCGCACCUUGCCAGUGCCGCUGGUUCUCCUCAGCCGGCCUGUUCCGAGCCCGGGGGGCCCUGAGGCCAGGCCGCCCAGCCCGGGGUCGCUCUGUGCUCGCAGCCAGGGUCCGCCUUACGCCCUCCGGUCCUCGGCUGCCCCUUCCCGGCUCGCCACUCCCACUAUGGCGGCGCCGCGCUGCUCGCCACGCACAUCAUGGCGGCGGCGCCGCGCCCGUUACCCCCAAGAUGGCCGCCCUGCACCGCCCAACCCGCCCCCAAGAUGGCUGCCCGCUGAUGUCACUUCCGGCCAGUGCCGGCCGAGCCGGUAGCCAGGCUCCCAUGGAGGCGGGCGAGGGUCGGCCGGGCUUGGCAGCCACGCUGCGGGCGCUGAACGGAGCGCUGGGGCGGCCCGAGGGGCUCUGCGUGAAGGAGAGCGGCGCCCGCAACCUGCGGCACCGGGACUUCCUGGCGCCGCGGGCCGCGCUGAACGCCGCCUUCCCCGGGGGGCAGGUGCCCGCUGACAUCAUGUCGGGCGUGACGUCAUUAGGAGGCCCGGGGGUGCUGGAGGUGCGGGGCUGCCAGGAGACGCCGGCGGGGCUGGCGGUGCAGCUGCGGCGCCCCGAGGCCUUCCGUCGCCUGCUGGGGUCCCCAUCCGUCCCGUCCCCGUCGCCGCCCCCGUCGGGGCCGCGGGUGGUGCUGCACUGCCCGGCCCUGCGCCGCCCCGCCGCCCUGCGGCCCCGCCACCUCCGCCCGCUCUUGCUGGCCGACCACCUGGCCCAGCUGCUGCGCGCCCAGGGGGUCGGCGUCCGCCUGGUCCCUGCCCUCCCCGAGGAGGGGAGCCGAGAGGUCCUGCGGCAGCUCCGCAUCGACUGGCCCUCCAGCUCCGGCAGCUUGGCCCUCCUUGACGCCAUCUCGGCCUUGAAGCAAGCACUGGGCCGGUCCCCCUGUGCCGCAGCCUGUGAGCAGGCGCCAGGCGCAGCUGCGCUGCCCGAGGAUGUCAUCUGUAAAGUGCACUUGAAGAGCUUCGUGGAGGAGCAGGGCUUGGUGGGCUACGACCCCAACCUAGACGUCCUUCUCGUGACGGAGGAGAAGCUGCGGUCCCUGGCUGAGCUGCAGCAAGCUGUUCUGCAGUGCACGGCUGAAGGCCAGGGGAGCUGCUGCAGCAGCAUUGUGCACGUGGUGAGCUGCGAGGAGGAAUUCCAGCAGCAGCAGCUGGAUCUGCUCUGGAGGAUUUUGGAUCCAGGAGCCCACACGGCUUUGCAGAAACACCUUGUCUGUGGGCCAGUGAAGGUGACAAACCCCUCAUCGCCCAUCGGGGCAGACCAGUACUUCCAGCUCCGAAAGCACCAGAUGUACGAAGCCUCCGUGAUGAAGUAUGGGGAGCUUGCAGAAGAUGAGGCCUGGACUGAGGUGAUCGAUACCCUCACAGUGGCUGCCAUCAGGUUUGAGAUGCUGAGCACUGCCCACCGGAGUCAGAUCACCCUGGACCUGGAAGACAGCAGCAUCUCCACAAAGGGAACCAAGAGCGGUGCCUUUGUGAUGUACAACUGUGCCCGGCUGGCCACGCUCUUCGACACCUACCAGCGGGCUGUGGAGCGGGGCACGUACCCACCUCGGCCACCAGCAUCAGAACUGAAUUUUUCCUGCCUCCGGGAAGAGGGUGAGUGGCUCCUGCUCUUCAACUAUCUCCUGCCCUUCCCUGAAGUCCUGCAGCAGGCAGCGCAGCUGCCCCCACCCAGCAAAGGGAUCCGGAUCACAGCCAACACAGAGAUGGUGUGCAAGUUCUUGAUCCAGCUCAGCAUGGAUUUCAGCUCCUACUACAACCGGGUCCACGUCCUGGGGGAGCCAUUCCCUCACCUCUUUGACCAGAUGUUUGCCCGCCUCCAGCUGCUGGGAGCAGUGAGGGACGUGUUCCACAGUGCCCUGGCAACACUGCACCUCCCUCCUCUCAGCCAGAUCUGAGCCACCACUGAAGAGCUGCGCCACGGUGUGACAGGCACCAGGACAAUGUGCCACAAGGGGAAGGACAGGGCACGUCCUCCCUGUCAGGGCGAGGGGCUGCCCCAGGGAGCCAGGGGACACCUCAGCCCCACAGAGACGCUUUCCCUCCCCCUGCCCCUGAGUUCUGAGGGUUUGGCUACCUGCACCCCGCAGCUGUGCCCAGUGUGGGAGAUGGGUGCAUCUGCCACGUCCGCACCAGCAGCACCCCGCAAGUGGGGCUGGGGGGUACUGGGGGAGGCAGCACUGGGGACCAGUCACCACAAAGCCAGGCACCAACCUCACAUCCCUUAAAGCCGUUUAUUGAAGGUCGCUCCGUGCUGGCAGGGAGCUCCUGAGGCUCAAGGCUCCUGUCGGGCCCUGGGCC
Molecule: messenger RNA, 4249 nt
Organism: Chroicocephalus ridibundus (black-headed gull)
Lineage: Eukaryota; Metazoa; Chordata; Aves; Charadriiformes; Laridae
Gene: DALRD3
Product: DALR anticodon binding domain containing 3
Exons: 13
Coding region: 1756-3846 (696 amino acids)
Biological process (GO): tRNA C3-cytosine methylation; arginyl-tRNA aminoacylation
Molecular function (GO): arginine-tRNA ligase activity; tRNA binding; ATP binding
Source: RefSeq, a predicted model, not a curated record